This is a messenger RNA of Dendroctonus ponderosae (mountain pine beetle), 1189 nucleotides long. RefSeq lists its product as uncharacterized. The transcript has 6 exons. The record is from RefSeq and is a predicted model, not a curated record. The coding region runs from base 127 to 1086 and encodes 319 amino acids. Lineage: Eukaryota; Metazoa; Arthropoda; Insecta; Coleoptera; Curculionidae.
UGCUGGUUUUUUUAAACUGCCAAUGUCAGGUAAUUGCUGACUGGGCGUAAAAUACCACCAAAGUGAUCCAUUUUACAGCGAAAUAUUUACAAAAUUUCAGUUUGCUUGAGAAAAAACCGAACCACAAUGAGUUGCAGAGGACGGUGCGGUGACCCAGAAGAGAUGUCACCUUCAAGAGAUUUGAACCUCCCUGGUCCCUCUCACAGAACAGUUCACGUUUCAAUAGAAGGAAGCCCGACGCGACCUGAGCCGGUUGGGGGUAGUUACGCCGAGUAUUCGGGUUACGGGAAUACGCGGAUUCCCCCUUCUGCUAGAGCUUCCACUCCAGGACCGUACGGCUAUUCCAACCAGUAUGAUGCAUUUGGUUCUCAAAUGGACUAUAACUUAAACUCGAUGUCAAAGGACAUAAACUUGCUCGAAUUGCUGGGUCAGUCCAACGGUAGGCUGACUUCCCGGAUUCGGGGUGCAGAUCAAAACAUAUCGCAAACCCCUUCGACGAUUCAUCCACCUCCUGCAGAGGCCUCGUAUAUGAACGCAAAGCCGCUUCUCGAGACAGAGCAAGCUGCUCAAAACGAAGCCAGCGCCAAUGCAAAACGCAAUGAACACGAACGAAGAGAAUCCCUUAUGGAGUGGUUUGACCGUUCUGUGGAGAAAGAGUUGAAAAACCAGAAGACAGCCAGUUUUAAUGCGGGACCACAAUUUCCGCCGCCUUUAAUUGCCGUUGACGAACCCCAAUUGAAUUUGUCUAAGGGCACUUUACAGAGAAUGUCGGGAGCGACGGCCAGCCAAGUGGAGAUGCUCUUCGACCUAAGGAAGGAACCUGAUACAGAACUGACCGAUGCAGUCGAUAAAUUGGCAAAAGCUGAGCAAAUGUGUGAAUUUGCUGGCGCAAUACAAGCAGCAGAAGCUGCGGCUGUUGCAGCACCUCCCGACCUCGUAGAAGAAGCGGCUCUUGCCAGUGCUAGAGGUUACCAAACCGAUGUCAAAGCUACUCGAGUACAGGGUGAAUUAGAGGGAGCCCGACCCAUUGAAAUUCUUGGCUAUGUUGGGGUCACUAAACCUAAAUACCCCACCAAAAGAACGUAGACGCAAAUAAUUGCUUGGCUUACUAUUUUAUACUUAUAUUAUUAAUUCCGGUGUGUUCACCGAUAUUUCAAUGUUCAUAGAUUUUUUCCAGUCCAACAGAAAA